AUGACGCAAACGAUCGGCUUCGUUGGGUUUGGCAACAUGAACUCCACCAUGGCCGAGCACGCUAUCAAGGCAGGCUACCGUGUCAUUUUGAGCAACUCCAGAGGUCCAGCCUCUCUGUCCGCCGCUGUCGCGAAGCUGGGACCUCAAGCAAGCGCAGCAACCGUCGAAGAUGCAGUGGAACGAAGUGACAUCGUGUCGGUCUCUAUCCCUUUGGAGAACGCCUUCCAACUCCCCGUCAAGGCGUUUGCUGGGAAGAUUGUCAUCGAUACGAUGAACUACUACCCAGAGCGGGAUGGAUACUUUGAAGAGCUCGACAAGCGUCUCUACACGACCAGUGAACUAGUUCAGUGUCACUUGGAAGGCUCCAGCAUGGUUAAGGCAUUCCACAACCUCGACCAGUUCCAUUUCCACUACGGGCCUCGACCUGAGAACGACCCCGAGCGCUGGGCACUCCCCAUUGCAGGUGAUAACGCCAACGCUAAGGAGGAAGUGAGUGCGUUUAUGACUACCAUCGGCUUUGACCCUCGGAUCCAGCAGAACACGCCACUCAACUGCACCCCGUACAUCGGCAAGCUACCAGAAAAUGCUUCACCUCGCGAACUGUACGAAUGGGUCAAGCAAGAUCACACGCAGGUGGUCAAGGCAGCGGAUAUUCGAGCUUUGGCUACUACGGUGGUGAACUCAGGCCGUGUCGGACAGCUCUUCUCGGAUUUUCCGUCAAAGUACGGGGAGCUGUUCUCCAUGAAGUUCGAGGAGUAG
This is a messenger RNA of Phytophthora sojae, 759 nucleotides long. RefSeq lists its product as hypothetical. Bases 1 to 759 code for a protein of 252 amino acids. NCBI's taxonomy places the organism in Eukaryota, Oomycota, Peronosporomycetes, Peronosporales, Peronosporaceae. The transcript is spliced from 2 exons. The record is from RefSeq and is a predicted model, not a curated record.